CAGAUAAAGAUCAAAUCAUCGAGUGUCAUUCGCCUGCAAUUUCAACUUAGAUUUCAAUUGGUCAAACUCACAAACCAUUGAAGGUCGAAUGAAUAUUGAUCUCCUUGAUUUUGCUUUCCUUUUAAAGAAAUAAGUAAACCUGUUUCGCAAGGCACCCAACAUUCUACUAAAUUUCUUGACUGAAAUCUUUUUCUCACCAUUUCAGCCGUCGCUUUGUCUCUCAUCUUUGCUUCUCUCUUCCUUAUUGUAUUCUUCAGUAACUUUUUCCGGUAAACCCUUAUUCUCGCAACUAUCCAAUCGACAAUGGCGGAGAAUCAUGGUACCCUGGAAUCACAGAUAGACACAUUAUUGAAUGUAGAAAAGCAGAUGAGACUUGCUGGAGAUGUUGCUGGAACUAGAAAGGCUGCUUGUGAUAUUCUCCGGUUAUGUUUUGAGGCUUCUGCCUGGAAGACCUUGAAUGACCAGAUCAUUCUUCUAUCAAAGCGUCGAGGUCAACUCAAACAGGCUGUGACAGCGAUGGUGCAGCAAGCCAUGCAGUACAUUGAUCAAACACCUGAUCUUGACACUCGUAUAGAGCUCAUUAAAACACUGAAUAGUGUAUCAGCUGGGAAGAUAUAUGUUGAAAUAGAAAGGGCACGCUUGAUCAAGAAACUAGCUAAGAUUAAGGAAGACCAAGGGCUUAUUGAUGAAGCUGCGGAGCUGAUGCAAGAAAUAGCUGUUGAAACCUUUGGUGCAAUGGCAAAAACUGAAAAGAUAGCAUUUAUUCUCGAGCAAGUUCGCCUUUGUUUAGACCGUCAAGACUAUGUUCGGGCUCAAAUUCUCUCAAGAAAAAUCAGUCCCAGGGUUUUUGUUAUUGAUCCAUCAAAAGAAAAGAAACCUAAAGAGGGUGAUGCUGUAGUAGAAGAGGCUCCUGCUGAUAUUCCAUCAUUGCCAGAAUUGACGCGCAUCUAUUAUGAAUUGAUGAUUCGAUACUACAAGCAUCACAAUGACUACCUUGAGAUAUGUCGAUGCUAUAAGGCUAUAUAUGAGAUACCAUCCAUUAGAGAAGAUCCCGGGCAGUGGAUACCGAUCUUGAGGAAAAUAUGUUGGUACCUGGCUCUUGCCCCUCAUGAUCCAAUGCAGUCAAGCCUUUUGAACUCUACUUUGGAGGAUAAGAACCUUUCUGAAAUCCCUAAGUUCAAGUCACUAUUGAAACAGCUGGUGACGAUGGAGGUCAUCCUCUGGACAAUGCUUUGGAAUGAAUUUGAGGCUGAAUUUGAUAGUGAGAAAUAUUUGCUUGGAGGCUCUUUAGGCGAGAAAGCAGCAGAAGAUUUAAGGCAGCGGGUCAUUGAACAUAACAUACUUGUUAUUUCAAAAUACUACUCGAGGAUCACCUUGAAGAGACUUUCAGAGUUGUUGUGCCUUAGCAUUCAGGAAGCCGAGAAACAUUUAUCUGAUAUGGUCGUCUCCAAAUCGUUGGUGGCCAAGAUAGACAGGCCAAUGGGGAUUGUAUGCUUUCAGGUCGUGAAGGACAGCAAUGACAUCUUGAAUUCAUGGUCGAUGAACUUGGAGAAGCUGCUUGACCUGGUUGAGAAGAGUUGCCAUCAAAUACACAAGGAGACUAUGGUUCACAAAGCAGCUCUCAAGGUCUAAAUUAGGGGAUGAACGAUGGAUUUAUGGUAUUCUGUUUCUCAUCUGGAUUGUGAAGGAAGCUCAAUCUGCGAUCUAUUCCUUUUGGAUUGAUCUUUGUGUUCCUAGUAAAAGACAUUUUGCACACUAGAAAAGAGUACACCUAUGUUGCUUGUAUUAUGUGGUUUCCGAUUCCUCUGUUGAUUCAUUUUAUAGAUACAUCCAGCGUAAGAGCAGAUACAAUUUAUUUUAUUAGAGUAUAAGCAGCUCUAUCUUAGUACACUCCGUUUCAUUCGAGUUAAAGUAGUUCCAUCUUAGUACUCUGUUUUACAAUGUCUAUUGACACAAUCUAUAAGUUAUGUCAAUUUUCGAAUAUCUACCACACAAGUUGCA
This is a messenger RNA of Amaranthus tricolor (Joseph's coat), 2001 nucleotides long. RefSeq names its product 26S proteasome non-ATPase regulatory subunit 12 homolog A-like. The record is from RefSeq and is a predicted model, not a curated record. NCBI's taxonomy places the organism in Eukaryota, Viridiplantae, Streptophyta, Magnoliopsida, Caryophyllales, Amaranthaceae. Bases 304 to 1632 code for a protein of 442 amino acids. Gene Ontology annotation, cellular component: proteasome regulatory particle, lid subcomplex; nuclear proteasome complex; cytoplasm. The transcript has 12 exons.